AUGUCCAAGCUUCCUCAGUAUUCCCAAUCACAAGACGAUCAAUCUGCUACACAACCGCUGUUGGGAUCCGCAAAUGAACGAUCCCCCGCGAGUAAAAGCUCCGGUGUACGCCACUAUGCACAUGACAGCAGCAAUCGGAACGUCUACAGCACGUUUCAAACCCCCACGGUCGCAAAUGCUCGAACCAAAACGAAACAGCCCAAUCGUACCACCAAAACCUCCCAAAAACUAAAGCUGUUUCCGGAAGAUGGCAAUCAGACAUUGCUUAUGCCUGAAGAGUUUGACGCCGACGUAUACAGCCAACUCGCAAAGAUCCCACAUGGUAGUGCGAAAGUGGAGGCCGAGAAGAUCAGCAAAAUGAACAAAGACGAGCUUUCGCGAGUUACUGCAUACUGCACAUCAUCUGCGUACCUUAUGGAUCAGUUGAUCAAGUAUCUGAAAGCAAGGAAAAGUACGAACGGAUGCGCACCAAAACGCUUUGACGAAUGCCUGUAUACCACUUAUGCAUCAAAUUAUCCUUUACUCCCCCCACGUUCCGACGACACUGGGAGUAACAUCCAAAGAGAGCAGCCAGUUUUACCCGAAAUAUUUUUGUUCGACUACGGUGUUGUGGUCUUUUGGGGAAUGACUUUGGCAGAGGAGCAGCGGAUAUUAAAGGAUUUGGAGCCAUACGAGGAGGCCAAGUUAGAUCUGAACGACAUCGAGGUUGAAGAAUUUCACUAUUACUAUGACGAAGGGUGCCAGCCACGCAUUUACAACGAUAUUAUUACGCUGCGGCAUCCGUCCAACUAUCUAGUCAAGCUAACUAUCGCUCACGCGAUUGCACAAAGCGUCAAAAUGACCCUCUUUGAACGCUUAAUCGAUGACACAAUUAACGAGACCAAGUAUAUACCGCAAGUGAUGGCUGAGAGCGGAAAUAUUCGCAUGUCGAGAACGGCUAUAACCAAGAAGAUUGGUCAAUUAUUCAUUAUGCGGAUCAACGUGAACCUAGUAUCCAAUAUUCUUGACACACCCGAAAUAUUCUGGUCUGAGCCUGCUCUCGAACCACUGUACAGUGCAAUCAGAGGUUAUCUAGAAAUAUCUCAACGCGUCGAGCUGUUAAACCAGCGAGUUGAGGUUAUCAGCGAUCUUUUAGAGAUGUUGAAAGAUCAUUUAAAUAGUUCUCAUGGUGAACACUUGGAGUGGAUCGUUAUCUGGCUGAUUGCAAUGGAAAUCGUUGUCGCUGUAAUAACCACCUGUCUAGAUGCAUUCAGCCUUUCGCACGAUUAG
Messenger RNA from Zychaea mexicana, 1269 nucleotides. RefSeq lists its product as uncharacterized. The coding region runs from base 1 to 1269 and encodes 422 amino acids. The transcript has 7 exons. The record is from RefSeq and is a predicted model, not a curated record. Lineage: Eukaryota; Fungi; Mucoromycota; Mucoromycetes; Mucorales; Lichtheimiaceae.